Molecule: messenger RNA, 9703 nt
Organism: Oncorhynchus masou masou (cherry salmon)
Lineage: Eukaryota; Metazoa; Chordata; Actinopteri; Salmoniformes; Salmonidae
Exons: 3
Coding region: 7515-8879 (454 amino acids)
Source: RefSeq, a predicted model, not a curated record
UUGAGUCAGCCUAUAAAUCAGGUGUUACUGCCAUAUUGCAGUGAGUUGUCCCACUGAAAACGCACCUAAAACUCAAACAAUUGAUUUGACUGUAAACGUAUAAAAUAGCUUGUUGUUCAAUGUAGCCUACAUACAUCCUGUUCACAGAAGUUAAUUAAGUAAUUUUUGUUACGUUGUCGUACUGCUUGUGGAAAUGGUAUUUGUUCAUAAGGUGUCUAAACUCAUUUAGAAGAUAAGCUAUGCUGUAUGCUACCUAGAGUUGCAUCCAAAUAUAUUGGCACCCAUGCAGUUUUCAUAAAUUAUUCCCCAUUUAUUUUAAAAUAUACAUUGCUCACCAUACCUUGUUAUUGGAUUUUCAGCAUUGCGCAACCAAUUUUAUAUUUGUAAACGUAAGUUUACAAUUGUAAUUUAUAAAAUGACGACAAAUGGCAUGGAAAAUAUUAUUGGCACCCCGGAGCUAGUACUUGGUUGCAUAGCCUUUGGCUAAGAACUGCCAACAAAUUAUUUUUGUAGCCAUCAAUGGUUAUGUUUACAUGCACACAAAUAAUUUUAUUUUAAACUGAUUGUCAUUUUUGCAAGGUUACGAAGAUGGGGGGAAAAAAGCAGUUUUUGAAAUAUUCUUGAUUUGUUCGUCAAGAGAGAUCAGGGUCCAGUGUAACGCAGAGGUCCUUCAGUUUUAUUUUAGACAACUGUACAAGCAUCAAUAUUCAUUUUCAGAUCUGACAGCAGAUCAUUGUUUCUUGGAACCUAGAACUAGCAUCUCUAUUUUGUCCAAGAUUAAAAGUAAAACAUUUGCCGCCAUCCACUUCCUUAUGUCUGAAACACAGGCUUCCAGGGUAGGCAAUUUUGGGGCUUCACCAUGUUUAAUCGAAAUGUACAGCUUUGUGUUGUCCACAUAGCAGUGAAAGUUGAUAGUGUUUCCGAAUGACAUCACCAAGAGGUAGAAUAUAUAGUGAAAACAAUAGUCCUAAAAUGGAACCUUGAGGGACAGUGAAACUUGUCAGAGGACAAACCAUCCGCAGAGACAAACUGAUAUCUUUUCGAUAGAUAAGAUCCUAACCAGGCAAGAACUUGUCUGUGUAGACCAAUUAGUGUUUCUAAUCUCUCCAAAAGAAUGUGCUGAUCGAUGGUGUCAAAAGCAGCACUAGGGUCUAGAAGCACGAGGACUGAUUCAGAACCUUCGUCUGAUGCCAUUAAAAGGUAAUUUACCAGCUUCAUGAGUGCAGUCUCUAUGAUAAAAAACUGACAAUCAUUUCAUAUACAUUAUUUGUCUUCAGUGAGCUGCUGCGCAACAGCAUACUCAGGACAACUGAGCGUUGGAGAAAUACGCAGAUUCAAAGUGGAGUCCGUAACUUGCUUUCUAAUAAUCAUGAUCUUUUCAUCGAAGUUCAUGAAUUGAUCAUUGCUAUCAAAGCUAACCUCUCGUUGAAUUACGUUUGUUUUUUUAGUUAUCUUUGCGACGGAAUCAAAAAUAAAUGUAGAAUUCUUCCUAUUCUCUAAGUUGGAAAAAUAGGAUGAUCUAGCAGCAGUGAGGGCUCUUCGAUAUUGCACAGUACUGUCUUUCUAAGCAAGUCAGAAGACUUCCAGUUUGGGGAAGCACCGUUUCUGUUCCAAUUUUCUGGAAGCUUGCUUCAGGGCUCGGGUAUUUUCUGUAUGCCUGGGAGCUAGGUUCUUGUGACAAAUGUUUUUUUUUUUUUGCAUCUAGGGUAUUGUGCAAGGUUAAAUUAAGAUCCUCAGUUAGGUGGUUAACUGAUUUUUGUACUCCGACAUUCCUGGGUAGGUGGAGGGUGUCUGGAAGUGCGUCUAGGAAUCUUUGGGUUGUCCAAUGAAUUUAUAGCACAGCUUUUGAUGAUCCUUGGUUGGGGUUAGAGCAGAUUAUUUGUUGCGAUUGCAAAUGUAAUAAAAUGGUGGUCUGAUAAUCUAGGAUUAUGAGGAAAAACAUUUAGAUCCACAAUAUGUAUUCCACGGGACAACUAGAUCCAGGGUAUGACUGUGGCAAUAAGUAGGUCUGGAGACAUGUUGGACAAAACCCACUGAGUCGAUGAUGGCUCUGGGGGGGUGGAUUUAUGCUAUUAUCUGUACUUACUGGUGACACAGAUUCUGUUUCAUCCUUUCCUUCACUUAAAUUGCCCUUGCCUAAUGAUUGCAUCUGAAGCUGUGCUUGCAACACGGCUAUCCUCACUAUAAGGCAAUAGUUCUCCUGUAUAUUAUGAGUACAGUGACUGCAAUUAGAUGGCAUAGUGUUAAUGUUACUACUUAGCUUUUUCGGCUGGUGGUGGUUAGUGUCUGGGGUAAAAAGUUACGCGAGGAAAAAAAUAAAUAAGACGUUGAUAAAUGUAUUAAAAAUAAAACGUUUGGAAGAUUGCAUUUUGGUACAUCCAGGUUGUAUCACAACCAGCCGUGAUUGAGAGUCCCAUAGGGUGGCGCACAAUUGGCCCAGCAUCUUCCGGGUUUGUCCGGUGUAGGCCGUCAUUGUAAAUAAGAAUUUGUUCUUAACUGACUUGCCUAGUUAAAUAAAAAAUGAUUAAACACCGGAAGUACAUUAGUGGAACGGUGCGUUUGUCUUGCAGCAUUGCGUUUCAGUGCGUUCUGUGUGGCGCGUACGUUGGCUUUAUCGAAAGUAUGCAUCAAAUUCAAUGCAUGGACAACUUGACAGAAAUAGUAGCAGAAGGUAAAUGUUCAACUUUUUUGUUGCACACGUAUCCAGAUGAUGCUACAGUCCACUUUGCGCGAUGACACUGCAGGUGUGAUCGAGGCAUUAUGUGCGAGUCAAGUCGGCUACGCAUGCCUCUACCUAAUGUCAAUAUGCCUUGUCCAUUGCUGUUUUGAUUAGUGAUUAUUGCCUUAUUUCACUGUAGAGCCUCUAGCCCUGCUCAAUACGCCUUAGCUAAACCUUUAGUUCCCGCCUCCCACACAUGCGGUGACCUCACUUGGUUUAAAGGAUGUUUCUAGAGACAAUAUCUCUCUCAUCACUCAAUGCAUAGGUUUACCUCCACUGUAUUCACAUCCUACCAUACCUUUGUCUGUACAUUAUACCUUGACUCUAUUCUACCGUGCCCAGAAACCUGCUCCUUUUACUCUCUGUUCCGAACGUACUAGACGACCAGUUUUUAUAGCCUUUAGCCAUGCUCUUAUCCUACUCCUCCAAUCCUCUGGUGAUGUAGAGGUUAAUCCAGGACCUGCAGUGCCUAGCUCCACUCCCAUUCCCCAGGCGCUCUCAUUUGUUGACUUCUGUAACCGUAAAAGCCUUGGCUUCAUGUAUGUUAACAUUAGAAGCCUCCUUCCUAAAUUUGUUUUAUUCACUGCUUUAGCACACUCUGCCAACCCGGAUGUCCUCGCUGUGUCUGAAUCCUGGCUUAGGAAGACCACCAAAACCCCUGAAAUUUCCAUCCUUAACUAUAACAUUUUCCAACAAUAUAGAACUGCCAAAGGGGCCGGAGUUGCAAGCUACUACAGAGAUGGCCUGCAGAGUUCUCUCUUACUAUCCAGGUCUGUGCCCAAACAAUUUGAGCUUCUACUUUUGAAAAUCCACCUUUCCAGAAACAAGUCUCUCAUUGUUGCCGCUUGCUGUAGACCAUCCUUUGCCCCCAGCUGUGCCUUGGACACCAUAUGUGAAUUGAUUGCCCCCCCAUCUAGCUUCAGAGCUUGUGCUGUUAGGUGACCUAAACUGGGACAUGCUUAACACUCUGGCCAUCCUACAAUCUAAGAUUGAUGCCCUCAAUCUCACACAAAUUAUCAAUGCACCCACCAGGUACAACCCCAAAUCUGUAAACACAGGCACUCUCAAAGAUAUCAUCCUAACCAACCUGUCCUCUAAAUAAAUCUCUGCUGUCUUCAACCAGGAUCUCAGCAAUCACUGCCUGCAUCCGUAAACGGUCUGGUCAAAAGACCACCCCUCAUCACUGUCAAAUGCCCCCUAAAACACUUCAGCGUGCAGGCCUUUCUAAUCAACCUGGCGCGGGUAUCCUGGAAGGAUAUUGACCUCAUUCCAUCAGAGGAUGCCUGGUUAUUCUUUAAAAGUGCAUUCCUCGCCAUCUCACCCCUAACCCGGUCAACAGCCCUGCACCCCCCCCACAGCAACUUGCCCUAGCCUCCCCCAUUUCUACAUCACCCAAAUCCAGAUAGCUGAUGUUCUGAAAGAGCUGCAAAAUCUGGACCCCUACAAAUCAGCCGGGCUAGACAACCUGGACCCUCUUUCUAAAAUUAUCAGCCGAAAUUGUUGCAGCCCCAAUUACUAGCCUGUUCAACCUCUUUUGUAUCGUCUGAGAUCCCCAAAGAUUGGAAAGCUGCGGCGGUCAUUCCCCUCUUCAAAGGGGGAGACACUCUAGACCCAAACUGCUACAGACCUAUAUCUAUCCUACCCUGCCUUUUCUAAGGUAUUCGAAAGCCAAGUGAAAAAACGGAAAAUUUUGAAUCCCACCGUACCUUCUCCCCUAUGCAAUCUUGUUUCCGAGUGAUCAUGGGUGCACCUCAGCCACGCUCAAGGUCCUAAACGAUAUCAUAACCGCCAUCGAUAAAAGACAAUACUGUGCAGCUGUAUUCAUUGAACUGGGCAAGGCUUUUGACUCUGUCAAUCACCACAUUCUUAUCGGCAGACUCAUCAGCCUUGGUUUCUCAAAUGACUGCCUCACCUACCUCUGGCAGCCUAUGGGGGUGCCACGGGGUUCAAUUCUCGGGUUGACUCUCUUCUCUGUACACAUCAAUGAUGUCGCUCUUGCUGCUGGUGAUUCUCUAAACCACCUCUACGCAGACUACCGAUCCUUGACUUCGGCGAUGUCAUUUACAAAAUAGCCUUCAACACUCUACUCAGCAAAUUGGAUGCAGUCUAUCACAGUGCCAUCCGUUUUGUCACCAAAGCCUCAUACUACCCACCACUGCGACCUGUAUGCUCUUGCUGGCUGGCCCUCACUUCAUAUUUGUCACCAAACCCAUUGACUCCAGGUCAUCUACAAGUCUUUGCUAGGUAAAGCCCCGCCUUAUCUCAGCUCACUGGUACCAUCGCAGCACCCACCCGUAGCACACUCCAGCGGGUAUAUUUUACUGGUCACCCCCUAGCCAAUUCCUACUUUGGCUGCCUUUCCUUCAGGUUCUCUGCUGCCAAUGACUGGAACUUACUGCAAAAAUCACUGAAGCUGGAGAGUCCUAUCUCUCACUAGCUUUAAGCACCAGCUGUCAGAGCAGCUCACAGAUCACUGCUCCUGUACAUAGACUAUUUACAGAAGGCUAUCCAAUGACCUCAUCCCCAUACUGUUAUUUAUUUAUUUUUCUCCUUUGCACCCCAGUAUCUCUACUUGCACACUCAUAUUCUGCACAUCUGUCACUCCAGUGUUUCAUUGCUAUAUUGUAAUUAUUUUGCCACUGUGGCCUAUUUAUUGCCUUACCUCCCUUAUCCUACCUCAUGUACACACACUGUAUAUAGUCAAUAACACAGAAAAAGUCUGUUUGUUUAUUCCAUGUGUUACUUUGUAUGUGUCGCUUUGCUUUAUCUUGGCCAGGUCGCAGCUGAAAAAAAAGAAAAAGAAAUGCUGCGCCAUUGCGCAAAAUGGUACGCAGCAUCAUUUGGAUAUGUGUACAUCUAAAGUUAAACAUUCACCUUAUACUACCAAUUCUGUCAUGCCGUGUGCAUAUACAGUUUGAUGCAUACUUUCGAUAAAUCCGACUUAUGUACAACACAGAACAUACUGCAAAUGCCUCUGCAACACAAAUGCAGCGGCCCAUUGGAAAUUAAUGUACUUCUGAUGUACCAAAAUGACACUGUCGGUGUGAUCAAGGCAUAAAUUCAGGAACAACUGAAAAGUAUGCUUCUGCAUUUAUCAAAAGUCCCGUCAAGUAGCCUGAUUUCAAAUGUGUCUGUGUAAACAGGAUUAUUAGGGAUUAUAAUACAUUUGUGCCAGUAAUUUUGUCCAUGCCAUUUGCCUUUAUUCUCUCAAUUUAAACUUAAGGUUACUAAAGUAACAUGUGUUCUGCAAUGUUGAAAAUCCAUUUAAAAAUACUUAUUCUAGAAGAAAUAGGAAAUUGUUUAAUUUAAUAAAAGUGCAGGGUGCCAAUGUAUUUGGCAGCAACUGUACCUCCCUACCUCUAAAAGUUUACCUCUUGGAUGAUGUAGGAACACAACUGAUAUGGGAAUAGUCUGUGGAAUAUCGUUUUUGUUAAAAGCAAAGCCAUGUGUUUUUUUUUUUUUUGUUUUUUUUUCAAAUCACAUCUCUGCUAAAGGACAUAAUUUCAAAGAAGCCAUGUGUUUCAGAUUUAAGAUGAAAGGGAUGCUUAGGCCUUGCUGUGUUUAUGAGCCUGGCCCUGCUUUGGUGAGUCUUUGUCAUGACAUGUUCUUUAAUUAAAUCUUACAAUACUUUUGCCGCACACGCUGCACCACCUGAGUGGUCAGAUGCAUGCAGCAAGUACAUGCAUGUACCCCAGGCAGUAUUUAUCGGGAGGAGUUAGUUGUAAAUGGCCCAGCCCUCUUCCAGUUCCACCACAUGAUCCACUAUAAACAAGUGACAGCUUUUCUGAGAGGCAUACGAUGCAAUGUGGGUUGAGUAGUAGGGCAUGAAAAUAAGGUUGGUAUUACCAUCUGGAAGCAUGUAAUGUGUGGUAUGACAAAGCGCUAUAAAUACAUAAUCAUUCAGCAUUCCAGCUUAGAGACCUGUAUGUUUGGUACACGUCAAGCCCCUAGCAUAGGAUGACCCCUAGUAAUUUAAGAGGGAGGGGAGAGAGGGGCCCUCUGCAACUUUGAUUUUCAAACCCACUGACCCUGCUUUCCCCAACUCCCAACCCUCCACUCUUUUCCCAUCCCAUUUGGAACAGCUGCAGAAUAAUUUAAAACAGUGUCUGGCCUUCCAAUUAGUUUACCGUCACUGACCAGGAAUGGCUCUCUACGCCAUUUCACCUGAAGUUUUUAACCACAAAGGACUUUUGAUGCUUCAGUGCCUAGCAGCAGCUCCAAAAUAAGGCCGGGGAGGAGUGUGACAUGAGGUCUCACAACUAGCUCUGCUAUCUCUCACACUGACUCCCUAACGGGCUAGCUCUCCUUCGGUCCAGGCCCAAGGCUGCCUCUGGUCUGAAUAUUUCCCCCACCUUUUGUCCUCAUCAGUAGGUCUGCUCUGCAGUGGGAGAAGAGACACCAGGCGGGCACUGCUGGAUGUUGAGGCUGAGGUGUUCUGGAGCUACCUCUUCAGUCACACACAAAGUUUGGCAGGGAUCAAAGGAGGCGUAAACAGGCCUGUUUUUCUCCCAUCUGUUUCUGUAAUGGAUCCCAGGUCUCCUGAAAAAGCCCUGACAGUGGUUGCUGAGAGGAAUGAAAUAAAAUAUGAGUUGCACAAAAAAAUAGAGUAAAAACAAUAGUGCUGUGGUGAAAAUGUAAGAAAUUUCCAGGGCUAAUUGUGGUAACUUUUUAUUUUAUUUUUAAGGAUGGUAAAUGUUUGGAUAAGUUGUUGACCAGCUAUAUUUUUGUAUUUAAAUAUAAUUUAACCUUUUUUAUUUAACUAGGCAAGUCAGUUAAGAACAAAUUCUUAUUUACAAUGACGGCCUACACCGGCCAAACCUGGACGACGCUAGGCCAAUUGUGCCGCUGUUUGGGACUCCCAAUCACAGCCGGUUGUGAUACAGCCUGGAAAAGAGCCAGGGUGUCUGUAGUGACACCUCAAGCACUGAUAUGCAGUGCCUUAGACCGCUGUGCCACUCUGGAGCCCAAAGGCUUACUCCAUAUGACCUGUGAUCAUUCUGUCUUUUGGAAAGAGAACUACACAUGCUUUUUCUUGAAGUGUCCCAAUGGCACUAACUGCAAUGAUAUCUCCGUCGAUGACCUGAUAAGGAUACAAGAUAAAAACAUCAGUGGUCUUAAGUGUGACGCUGGACCUACCACUGAGUCUUCAAGUUCCAGUUCCAUAACUUCAUCAGAAAUCUAUCAAAACCCCACUGCUCCUGAAUUGACAGCCAGCAAUAAUGCCAAUCAAAGUACAGACACCUCUGCCCUCAAUGAGACUGACUCUACCUUGCAUUUUCGUGAGGAUAAUGGGCAGGCCCCCAUCUCCACUGCAUUUACUACCAUUACUGCAACACCCAUGCCAGCCGCUGAGAAUGACACCUUCAUUCCAAGUAAGACUGUUAGCAAUGCCUCCAGAGGAACUACAGUACCUGACAUACCCCCUAAGUCAACAGUCCAAACCUCUGAGACAACCACUUCAGUAAAGCAGGAACCCAGAACUACAACGACUCCCUCAGCCCUGACCCCUCCACCAGCCAAUCCACAGAUGACGACAACAGCAUUAUCAACAACAAAUACCACUACUAUCACCACUGUAGUACCAGUAGCAAUGCUGUUAACUACCACCACCACAACACACCCAAUAACAAAACCACCACCAACAACUACCACCACAACAGCAAUACCACCACCAACAACUACCACCACAACAGCAAUACCACCACCAACAACUACCACCACAACAGCAAUACCACCAACAUCAACUACCACCACAACAGCAAUACCACCACCAACAACAAUUCCAAACAUAACCACCCCUACCACCAUAGACUCAUCUAUAGUUGUGGAGAGGAAUCCAUCACCAACCAUUCCGGCGGUCCCCAGCUCUCAAGCUACCUCCAGAAAUGCCAUAGUCCCUUCGACCUUCAUUGUUGAGGUCAGCACAAAAAGGCUUGAUGGAGGUACCAACAGAGCCAUUAUAGACGUGGUUGCCGGGGGGCCUCUGACACGCCAGUUGGUGGACACAAGUAUCCUAUUGGCUGUCCUGUUGUUUGGCCUAGUCUUCUUCCUGGUUAUGGUUGUCAUCUUCCUCACACAGGCCUAUGAGAGCUACAGGACGAAAGACUACACCCAGGUGGACUACCUCAUCAAUGGAAUGUAUUCUGAUUCAGGGGUUUGAAAGUGACAGUUGAGUGUUUGUUUAUCUAAUUUCUUUAUUGGAACAGGAUUAAUAACUUGUGAGUUAACAGAUUGCCAAUUUUGCACCAGCCUUUUCUGUAGUAUUGUAAAAUUUUUCUGUCUUAAUGGUACUCAUGCCAAUUUCAUAGAUUUUCUUUCUUCAGCUACUGUAUGUAUAAAUUGCUCCAGGACUGUUGUGGUUUUAUUCAGGCCUUAACCUCUUACGAAGGGCCAACAAAUGCACCUCUUGGUUAUCAGGCCAAGGGCCAAAGUAUCGCAACAGUGGUUUGUUUGUCCUAUAUUUCUGUCUUACAUUUCUACGCAAAUGCUUCCAGCCCCAACCCAUAGGACGAAAGACAUAUAUAUAUAUAUGGUUAAGUACUUUUUUUUUUUUUUUUUUUCCUACGGAAUGUCAUUUGGAUUGUUGUGGGAAAGAGGGUGAAAAGGUUUAUAUGUGCGGUGGUUAUCAUUUUGUUUGUAUCCGUUGUGUAUGUAUGUCAUUUUUCAUGCCUUUUUUUCCUUUGUUCAUGACUAGCAUAUUUCCUUUGUUACCAUUCCUCUCCUUGGAUUAAGAUUGAAUGCCAAAUUGAUCACUGAAGCACAUUUACGUUGAAGCCAAGGGAAUUGUCUAGCCAUUUAUGAAGGAGGAGGAACAGUUUGUAUGAUGACCAAAAGAGACUUUCCAAGGCAGAGGAACUUCUGUCAAGGGUGGAAAUGGGUAUGAAGGCCUGUUAUGUGCCAAUUUUAAGUCUUACUAAUGCACUGUUAAAUUAUAGUAUUUGCAGUAAAGGGGAAAAAGUAAGAAUAAAAUACAUUUUCCUUUCA